Molecule: messenger RNA, 4908 nt
Organism: Teleopsis dalmanni
Lineage: Eukaryota; Metazoa; Arthropoda; Insecta; Diptera; Diopsidae
Exons: 4
Coding region: 46-4749 (1567 amino acids)
Biological process (GO): regulation of DNA-templated transcription; double-strand break repair via homologous recombination
Source: RefSeq, a predicted model, not a curated record
UUUCAGCGCGAAUUGUUUGCGAAUUUGUAAAUGUUGUUAUCAUAAAUGUUAGAGGAAAGUAUUUGUGCGAGUCCUCAAAGGGAGCGUAGAUCGGUGCACAAAAAAUGGUUGGCACGACAAAACAGGAGCCACCAAGAGCACGGUGACGCAAAUACUUCCACAACAGAAUCAAAAGAAUUUUGUGUCAGCACAGGCAAAGCAGAAAGAGAAACUUCGCUGUUGAAUAAUCUUUAUUUUGAUACAAAUCUAUCGGAAACGAAUAAAAACCAAAAGUUCAAUUUAAUGGAGUUUAACGUAUUCGAAGAUUUGGAAGAUUUAGCAGCUGCUGAUCAUUUAUGCUCUGCGCAGGCGCAACCGAAAAGCCAAAAACUCAAACAUGCAGCCAACCAAGAGUUUAAAGAUUGCAACAAAUUGCUAGAAGAAGAAACGUUAACAAAAGAUCAACUUGAAGAAUUACUUAAAGAUAAUAAUAAAAUUUCAGGUACAGAAAUAAAUAAUAUACAAGUGAACGUUUCACCACCCACAGAUCAAAAUUUAAAUGAGUUCAAUAAACAGGAACCAGUUAUCACAGAGACGGAACUAUUAUUUUGUUGGGAGCAGGUUGAGGAAGUGGUUUCAAAACUUAAUAAGAGUCAAACAUUGUGUGAACAAACUGUACAAUCACCGAAUUCAACAAAAAAAAAAUCUGUCGUUGAAUUGAUAUUAGAUGAUUUUUGUUCACCACCUAAUAGACAUUCACAAUCCAGUGCCACAAAUGAAAAUAUAGAUAAAACGCCAACAUUUCUACAUAAACGUAAACCUUUCAGCACCUACAGUCGAAAAUCGCUCUUUGUAAAUAAAGGAAAUUCAGCCCAAAAACUUGGGGAUUAUAGUGCAGUGCUAGUACAUUCAGUUGGACCACAUAAUGUUGGUAAAGAUGUACGCGAUGACUGUUCUGGCUCGAUCAUACAAAAGCAGCAGUCAACGUUGGAACCUAUUGAAGCUGUCUCUGUAAAUAUAAAUAAUAAAUAUGAAAAUAGUGCAAUUCUAGUUCGUUCAAUUUCACCACAUAAUGUUGAUGAAGGCGUAAGCAAUGCUUCUUCUAACUUGUCAGUACAAGAGGAACCAGCAUUACAGCCAAUUAAUGCUAAUGCGAUAAAUAUGAAUAAUUCACUUAGAUUAUGUGAGAAUUUACAAAAUUUAAGUACGUUCUUUACACAAGAUUCAGACACACCGACUGAAGUAAAUAACACACCUGCAACGACGCAAGCAGAAAAUUAUUUAACACCAUUGGGAGCUAGACAAGAUUUAGACAUACCGAGUGAAGUACUUUCCACGGCUAUAACGACGCAAGCAGAAAAUUAUUUAACACCUUCAGGAGGUAGACAAAAUUCAGACAUACCUAAUGAAGUACAUUCCACGGCUAUAACGACGCAAGCAGAAAAUUAUUUAACACCUUUGGAAAGUAGACAAGAUUCAAAUAUACCGAGCGAAGUACAUUCUACAGCUACAACGACGCAAGCAGAAAAUUAUUUAACACCUUUGGAAAGUACUUUCUAUACUAAGACUAUGGAAAUAAUGCGUAUAUGGGAAGAAAUUAAGAUUAUUCGACAGCAUAUUGAAGAUAAUCCGCGAUCUUUUGAAUUUGUAGAUCUUAAUGGAUUUGAAGAACGAGGCGGUGAUAUAAAUAAUGAACUCAAAACAGAAAUUUACUUUGGCAUAGCUGGUAGCAGUGAAAAUUUAAAUCAGUUAAGCCCAGUUAAACAAAAUUUGGACACUGCUGAUAAUCUUUUCGAAGAUUGCGAACAUGAAUGGAAUGAUGAUUGUGAGUUUUUUAUUAAUUAUAAAACACAAAAAAACUGUGAUAUAAAUAUAAACGCUGAAAGAGGAAAUAUUUCGAAAAGUGAUACUUUAAAAUCACUCAAUUUAAAAACGAAUAUUGAAGAGGAAAACUCUGUACAGUUGUUAGAGAAUAUUCAAUUCAGUGAAUGGAUAUUUGACGAUCUUGCAGUAUCUGAAACAAAUGUAAUCAACCAAUGUGAUACUAAUAUGGCAAUUAUGUCGGAGGAAAAAUAUCAAGGAUUUUCUACAGCAUCUAACAAAAAUAUAAAUAUAUCAAAAGAAGCUCAGUUGAGAGCACAAAAAAUUCUAAUGGAUUUGCCUGAAUUACCUUUAGAAAAGAUAAAUAAAAGUAAUUUUGAAGUACCAAGUCCUUCUAUAGUCAAUCAAUGUGAUACUAAUGUGAAAGUUAUAGCAGAGGAUAAACAUCAAAGAUUUUCUACAGCAUCAAAUAAGAAUAUAAAUAUAUCAAAAGAAGCUCAGUUGAGAGCACAAAAAAUUCUAAUGGAUUUGCCUGAAUUACCUCUAGAAAAAAUAAGGAAAAGUAAUUUUGAAGCACCUAGUCCUUCUAAAGUCAAUCAAUGUGAUACUAAUAUGAAAGUUAUAGCGAAGGAUAAAUAUCAAGGAUUUUCUACAGCAUCUAAUAAAAAUAUAAAUAUAUCAAAAGAAGCUCAGUUAAGAGCACAAAAGAUACUAAUGGAUUUGCCUGAAUUACCUUUAGAAAAAAUAAAGAAAAGUCAUUUUGAAGCACCGAGUCCCCUUAUAAAUAAUCAAUGUCAUACGAAUAUGAAAGUUAUAGCGGAGGAUAAAUAUCAAGGAUUUUCUACGGCAUCAAAUAAAAAUAUAAAUAUAUCAAAAGAAGCUCAGUUGAGAGCACAAAAGAUUCUUAUGGAUUUGCCUGAAUUACCUUUAGAAAAGAUAAAGAAAAGUCAUUUUGAAGCACCUAGUCUCCCUAUAAAUAAUCAAUGUCAUACGAAUAUGAAAGUUAUAGCGGAGGAUAAAUAUCAAGGAUUUUCUACAGCAUCAAAUAAGAAUAUAAAUAUAUCAAAAGAAGCUCAGUUGAGAGCACAAAAGAUUCUUAUGGAUUUGCCUGAAUUACCUUCAGAAAAGUUAAUGAAAAAUUCUUUUGAAGUAGUUAGUACUCUUGAAACCGCAGCAACUUCGACAGAUACAAAGUUAUUUCCGUUAAAGACUAACAAUAAUACAUCAUUAGAUGUACAACCAGGACUUUCAAAUGCCUCAACAUUAAAUAAAUAUUUAUCUAAUAAUGCUGAUGAUUUCCCUGAUCUUUUAAAUACAUACACUGAAAAUCGAUUAACAAUUCCAAAUAGUAACGCAGAUUUUGUAAAUACUAAUAUUGGAUUCCAAACAGCAUCAAAAAAGUCUAUUGCGAUUUCUGAAAAAGCACAAGUAAUAGCAAGUAAAAUUUUAGCCGAACUUCCUGACAUACCAUUUACUAAAGAAACAGUGAAAGAACAGUCAGAGUGUGUGAGUUCAAGAAGUAUAGCUUCAAAAAGUAAAAUUAAUGGUAGCCUAUGUGAUAUGAACAUAAACUAUGAUAAUAUGGUCUCAAAGGAAAAUGUUGGCUUUCAAACAGCUUCUAAAAAGAAUAUAGAAAUUUCUAAAGAAGCACGAGAUAGAGCAAAUAAGAUUCUAGCUGAAUUACCAGAUUUACCUUAUACAGUCAAAGGGACGCAAAACAUAAACGAAAUAAAUAAUGAAAUAAAACAUGAAUCCAGUGAUGUUAUAAAUGAACCAGUCAUUAUUACUACGAAUACCUCUACUGCCAAAAAUACUAACAUGUCAUCGAAAGGGAAUAUUGUUUUUCAAAGUGCAACAAAUGAACCUAUAACAAUUUCUAAAGAAGCACCAGCUGGAACGAAUAAAAUUUUGUUGGAAUUGCCUGAUAUAUCAUAUAAUGAUACACAACUGAGGAGUACAAAUAAAAUAGACUGUGAAAAUUAUAUAGACAUCGAGCAAAAUUUAAAUAAUAUCACAAAAGAGAGCAUGUCUUCUAAAGAGCUUAUAAGUUUUGUUUUUGGUUCAGAACCAAAAACAAAUAAAAAUAAAAUAAUUCAAAAUUUGGACACUGUUGAGAAAAAUGAUAGUUUGAUCCUUGACAAAACGAAAUCUACAACCACACGGUUGGGUAAGACAAUAACUGAUGUUAAUACUUCCAAAACCACAGUAAUUUUGGAUGAAGUCGAAUCAGCAGUAGAAACAAUUAUUCAACGAAAACGUGAGAUGGAAUGUGUUGAAGGAACACCUCCUCAACUAGUUCGAAAAAAAACCAAAACUCCAAAUACGCGAAGUGGCAACAAAAAAUUAAAAUCAAACUUAAGUGAUUUAGCAGUUCGUUCACCCUUAGAUUCCAGUCAAUUCUCCUCAAUUAUAACCAGAAAAAAUUUACUCUCCUUGAGUAGAAAACGAAAACGAAAUGCUAAGUCUGUUGUAAACGAUGCCGAAAAGGGUGAUGUAUUUGAAACACCUAAUAAAAAACAAAAUAUGAUGAAUGUAGGUUUAAAUACGCCAGGUACACCUAAUCUACAGGAGUUUUAUAAUUCAAUAUCAGGUAAUGCAAGUACACCACUUAAUAAAAUUAAAAACGAUACCACAACAACCAGUAAGAAUGUUAAUAUUCAUAAAGAUAUUGACUUAGCUGAUGAUAUGCAAGUUAUACAUUGGGAUAAUUGCAAUGAUGAAACUUUAAAUAAGUCACAAUCUUUUGGUAAAACCACAAAACUGACAAAUACAUCACUUAGUAAUGUAAGCUCUAUGGAAGCGAAUCCAACGCCACAACAACGUAUUGAACGUUUGAAUAUGUAUGGCAAAGCAACAACGGUUUCGCCAAUUGCAAUGAAUUCUGUUCAUAAUUGCAGACCUUCCGGCCUAAGACGGAAUCCAACAAAAACGACACAAUUUAAUAUGUAAUUAGCUAAUUAGUUUGUAUUAAAUAUAAUUUAAAGUAUUUGAUUAAUUUUUUAAAGUUUAUUUACUGUUGAGAUUGCUUAAAUAUAAGAUGUUAAAUAUUUUUUCUUCCAUAAAUUUAGUAAAUGAUCAGUUUUUUUUUCAUAACUUUGACAUGUUUCC